Molecule: messenger RNA, 1182 nt
Organism: Talaromyces proteolyticus
Lineage: Eukaryota; Fungi; Ascomycota; Eurotiomycetes; Eurotiales; Trichocomaceae
Product: DNA/pantothenate metabolism flavoprotein
Exons: 2
Coding region: 1-1182 (393 amino acids)
Biological process (GO): coenzyme A biosynthetic process
Cellular component (GO): nucleus; cytoplasm
Molecular function (GO): phosphopantothenate--cysteine ligase activity
Source: RefSeq, a predicted model, not a curated record
AUGGACGCCACCGAGGCUGAAUCAAGCUACUUCAACAACUACCCCCCUCCAAAGGCCCUCAACAAACACAAAGCCCUCGCCCGCGCCUUCAUUGAUCUCCAAGUCGAGAAGCACCGUCGAGUCGUCCUCGUCACCAGCGGCGGAACCACCGUCCCGCUCGAAACACAAACGGUCCGGUUCAUCGACAACUUCUCCGCCGGCACACGUGGCGCCGCAUCGGCCGAGCAAUUCCUCGAAAAUGGCUACGCAGUCAUCUUCCUGCACCGCCAAUUCUCACUGCUCCCGUACUCGCGACACUACAGCCACUCGACCAACUGCUUCCUCGACUUCAUGGACGAAGACGCCUCGUCGGCCAUCGUCGUGCGCAGCGAGUACCAGACCGCCAUGCGCGACGUGCUCCGCAAGUACCGUCUCGCAAAGCAAAACAACCUGCUGCUCGUCCUCCCCUUCACCACUGUCACCGAGUACAUGUUCGAGCUCCGCGCGCUCGCCCACCUCAUGAAACCGCUCGGUGCAAACGCGCUCUUCUAUCUUGCCGCUGCCGUCAGCGACUUUUUCAUCCCACGCGACAGGAUGGCUGAGCAUAAGAUCCAGUCCUCGGAGAUCCCCGCACAUCCAAACAUCAGGUCAAACAGUAACCCGCUCGAGGAUGGCGACGAUGUGUAUACCGGGUAUAAUGAGGAUCAGCCUAGCAACAAGUCCAAGAAACUGGUUAUCGACCUAGACCCGGUCCCGAAAUUCCUGCACCGGCUAGUCGAUGGCUGGGCGCCCGAGGGGAGUAUGAUUGUCUCGUUUAAGCUGGAGACGGACCCGAAUCUGCUGGUGUACAAGGCGCGCACGUCGCUGCAGCGGUACGCGCAUCAUUUGGUGAUUGGGAAUCUGCUGUCGACGCGGAAGUGGGAGGUGGUGUUUGUCACGCCCGACCCGCCGCAUGAGCGCUGGAUUCGCGUGCCCAAGACGCGGAGGAGUAAGUCGAUCUCGGGAGAGGAGAAUCUGAUUGGGUUGGCAGAGGGCCAGCAUCAGGAUGGUCAGGAGAGGGGCGGCCAGGAGGGGAGGCAGGAAGGGGAUGGGGAUGAGGGAGAUGAGCAGGGACGGGGGUUGGAGAUUGAGAGUCUGAUAAUUCCGGAGUUGGUUCAGUUGCAUACGCAGCGGAUUGAGCAUGUUGAAGUAGAUUCAUCAUGA